AUCAACGCAGCACAGACAGCUCGCGCAGGGCCGUGCACGCGCUGGACAUUGAUAAGAAAACUGCAAGACUAAUUUUAUAACCUAUACGUAUGCCGCUUUUAUUACGGACAAUACGAAGAGCUGGACGAAGAUACUCUUUUGUAUUCCAUAUGAAAAUUCUUGGAUUGAAAAUACUUUUUUAUAUUUAGGUGUUUUUAUAGUUUUUUAAACGGUUAUCAGUGAAGAUUCUCUAUUUCACAAAAGUUCCGCGCAUGCGUCAACUUUAUGUAAAAGUUUUUUUUUACUUUAGGACUACCUUGACGUUUCUUAAACUAAAUUAUUUGUUUUCAAGUGACCAGAUUUUAUCAGUAGUAUUUUGGAUAUUAAAAGAGUCGUCUUUUUUGGACAGGACCAUGUAAAUUGGCGAUUUAAUUAAAUUCAUCUCAAGCUGUGGGAUUUUGGGGCUGUGCUGGGAAACCUCUUCGCGUUAAUCCGCAAACUGCCCUUCAAAGGACUUCAAAUGGGCCUCAGAAAGGAGACUCAAACUGAAUGUUUGCACACUGAGAGGAAUGUCAAGCCUGUGCAGCCUCUGAGGGGCUCAAAACUGCGCUUUCAUUAACCUGAUAUUUGUUCGCGAGCCGCUGUCCCGCGCGCCCGGUGCUGAGCGUCUGGUGCGUGCGCGUCUCUCUCGAUGCGCGCUGUCCCGCGGAGCCCCGCAGCGGCACGGCAGCAAGAUGAGAUCGCGGAUCCCGCUUCUUCUCGCGGUGCUUGCGGCGGCGGCGUGUGUGCGGUUCGGCAGCGCGGAGGGCGAUCCUCUCCCGGCCGCUGUGGUUGAGCUGGUGAAGAGCGGAUCGGUGUCCUCUAUGCAGGAUUUGCAGUUUUUGUUGUCUAUAGAUGCCGAGCCAGAUGAUCAGCAUGACAAUGACAGCAGUAAUCGUCUUCCUCGGAGCCUUCUCGAUGCUCAGCCCGCUCAGCAAGCCGUCUGUAAGGUCAGGACAGAGGUUAUCGAGGUCACACGCUCCAUGUUGGACCGUAGUAAUGCAAAUUUCUUGUUGUGGCCUCCGUGUGUGGAAGUCCAGAGGUGUUCAGGCUGUUGUAAUACCAAGAGUCUGCAGUGUGUACCUGUUCUCUCACAUACACGAUACCUACAGGUGAUGAAGAUACAGUACGUAAAUAAGCGGCCGCUCUAUGAGAAGGCCGUCGUCUCUGUCCUCGAUCACGUCGAGUGCCGCUGUCAGCCGGCCCCUCGCCCUGCCCAGCGCAGGAAGUCGUCCACCAGCAAACAGGAAGGGCGGGAGCGCUCGGGAAAAUCUCGCUCUAAAGGUGAGCUCCACCAAAAGGAUGAAUUCAAACACAACCAGAGGCUCAGCUUGGAGGACCUGUUCACCCAGAGCUGGUUACCCAAAGAGAGGCUCCAUGAAUCGGGAGCACUAGACGCUGUUUUACCCUCUGGGGAUUUCAAGCUUCAUUUAGGUCGUGACGGCUGGGGUCUGAACGAGACGCAGUAUGGCGGGGGCAGAGGUCAUCACCAUUACCCUGUUGAUCGGAGGAGACAUCAUGGCAGCAUGAAUGACACGGGGGUGGGGUCAACAAAGGGAACCACAGUUCCAUUACCGAAUCACACAGAGCAAACAGAAAUUGAGAAGGUGGAUUCAUCGCUGAACAAUGUUACGAAGGCUGUCGAUCGAUCGAAUGCACUAUUUGAAUCACAGAGCAACGCUAACCGGAGUAUCAUCAAUCAGACAGCUGAAUAUAAGAUCACAGCGACUGAAUUAACAAAUAAAACUUUGACGCAUCAGUCAAACCUAACACACGAAAGUCAUAAAGAAAUCGAUCAGUUACAAAGACACAAAGCCAACUUUGCAGUAGGGGCCGAUCAGGAUAAACAAAAGGCCCCAUCCACAGAGCCGACCAAUCGGACGGAUCAACACAUGUCUGAUUCCGCAGAGGAAACCAAUCAAAAUCAAGGAGAUUGGUUUCUGUCUAUUAAGGAACACAAUAAGACUAUAGAUGUUGACAAGCGGAUAAACUUCAGCCCCGAACAAAAGAAAAAGGACGACGAGAUGGAAGACCUCAUACUACUGCAGAAACAUCUAGAGGAGGACAAACACAAACAUCACCUUAAAGUUCAACAAACCAACAGGGAAGAGGAUGGGAAACUACAACUGCUUCAUCACAAACAACACACAACCACACAACAAACAGGAACUAUAUCUCCUCCACUGCAGCGUUCUCCUCCACGCACACCUCCCAAACCACCCCCACCGCCACCGAAACGCAGAAAAAAACAGCGAAACCGCAUUAGCAAAUCAGCCAUGAGAGCCCUGCUCAUGUAGCACCAACAGAACAGAAAGAUGUGGAGAUGCCUGCAGUCUCUCCCAUACGGGAUCUUAUUUAUGUAACCACUGUGUUCUCGGACUUUAAGAAUUACUGCACUAACCACCUGUCAUACGGCCUCAAAACUCCCACGUGAUGUUCAUAUUUUUCACACUGAUUCAUGAGGAAAGGACAAAUGUGUCGCAGAAUGUGCUGUAGAUGCACCGAGGAUUGACUUUUCCUUAACGUUCCCUUGGAUCCUCUUGCAUGGAUAUUCGAGCUGAGAUAUGGGACCACAGUGGGACAUGAGACAAACAUUGGAGGUAUGGAACUGUACACAGCAAGGGAAACUGCAAAGAGGUUGGCCUGAAAAAAUACAUUUCCCAUGAUCAUAAGAGACAGUUUAGUGCUACAUUUUAUUAUGUUAAAUAAUCCAAGAAAAAUGCGGUUGUUUUUUUCAUUUUUGUUGUGGGAUGCUAGGCAUUUGAGGCUUCAAAAGAGAGAAGCGUAAAUGUUUUGAGAUUCUGGAGAAACUGAAUCCAUAUUUGGUAUUAUCAUCAGAUACAAAUAUAGGAAACCAAAAAAUGAUUUGAUUGAAAUGAUGUACUUUUGCGUACACAGAAAGAAAAAAGGAAGGUUAAACAAAAUCCUAUUUUAAUGCAUUCCUAGUUAAAUGCACAAACUACCUUUGCUAUAAAUAUUAUUUUUUUUUAUUAUUUAAGCGAUUCUUAACACUGGAAAUUCACACAGGAUGAAGACAUGGAAACAAAUUCUUCAUACCUCUAAGAGUGUAAAGGUGCUACAUUAUAACACAAAGCAGUAAGAGUUUUAUCAUUAAUAUUAUUUAUUCUAAAUCGCAGAAGAAACCGUGUCUUAUGAAACACUCACCAAAAGACCAAAAUGUUCAGAAUGUGGAUUUUUGAAGUAUGGUUCUGCACAGGUCAGUGUCUGUAUGUCUGUGUUGAAUCUGUACUAAACUUUGCAGAUGGUGCAGAAUUUGCACCCAUUUUUAUACAUAGAAUAAAACUGAAACACUAACCAUCAAGGUGUAAGUGAUGGUCUUCUUUAACUUAUAACGGUUUGCAAAUAAUGCUCAGGUAAAUAUCUUUGGUGUGAAAACCAUUUCAUCUACAGUAUGAGAGAUACUAGCAAAUAACUAUAGUCAUAUAUAUCAUCAUUGUGUGUCUGUUCAUGUCUGUUUGUUGUUUGAAAAAGUUCAUUUUACACAUGAGAGAGAGAAUUGGCUUAAAGGGCACCUAUUAUGCAAAAUUCAAUUUGUACUUGAGGUUGGGACAUAAAUGUGUAUUGGCAACCAACCACCCUACAAUAAAAAACCUAACCCAUUCCUUAUUUAUAAACCCUAUAAAACCAAAGCAGUCUCA
Molecule: messenger RNA, 3677 nt
Organism: Paramisgurnus dabryanus
Lineage: Eukaryota; Metazoa; Chordata; Actinopteri; Cypriniformes; Cobitidae
Gene: pdgfbb
Product: platelet-derived growth factor beta polypeptide b
Biological process (GO): positive regulation of cell population proliferation; positive regulation of ERK1 and ERK2 cascade; platelet-derived growth factor receptor signaling pathway
Cellular component (GO): membrane
Molecular function (GO): growth factor activity; platelet-derived growth factor receptor binding
Source: RefSeq, a predicted model, not a curated record